AUGGCAAAGGGCAGUCUUUCCUUGAAUCUGAGCCUUUUGGUUCUGCUGGAUAUUCUGGGGGCCACUCUAUCAACUGGUCAAGUCUUUCUGAGUUGUGAAUUAAAGAUCAACUAUCGUAAUCUAAAUGGACAGUGCUCAGUGAAUGAAGAGACUCUCCUUGAUUUUGGUGAUGAAAACCAUAAGGGAAAUGCCACUAUGCUGUGUCCUGCUUUAUCCCACAGCCUGACAGAUAUUUCAGAAGUGAUGUGGAACCUGCAAUCAGGUAACCACCCUUUACAUGUCACCAUAAUAUCUCAACAUAAUCAAGGAGAACCCAUUCAUGGACACUGGGCCAUCAGCACUGAUAAACAGUGUGGCAUCAGCUUUGAAACAUUUGGUAAGACCUGGAGAGAGAGUCAUUCUGGUGCCAGCUGUGCCAUGGGGCAAUUGAGGGAAAACAAGGAACUAGAACAAGGUCUCAGGAAUGUCCUCGUGGGAGAUUUCAGUCUCUGCCUCAAGAAAUUGUCGCCAUACUCCAGAGAAAUGCCAAAAUCAACAAUAAAGGUGCUGGAUACCACCCAGCCUACAAAUGGCACUCAGAGUCAUCCUACAGCGAAUAACCCCCAACAUAAUUCUGCCACCCAGGGUCUGGGUGUCGCCUGGAUCGUGAUUAUAUGUAUAGGAUUAAUGUUAUUGAUCGUAUUCCUUUGUUGUAUGCUGAAGAAAAUAUCAGACCUCCCAUUCCAGAAUGUAGAAAGUAGUGGCAGGAGGAUUGCCAUAAAAAUUCAAGCCUGUUUUAGAUUACAUUCUAAUCUCAGGGCCAGGUGCUCCCUGCUGCUCCUCUUCCUCUGCAACCUGAUCUGCAGUCCUCAUCACCAGCUAUUUUGGGUGACACUUGAACACUGCCCGUGCAUCUUCAGCAAAGGAAGCAAACGCAUUUCUGAUGGAAUCGGGGAAAUCUGUGCUGUUGACUUCGGAGCAGAUGGUGGGAACCCAAGAGACUGA
Mus pahari (shrew mouse) is the source of this 984-nucleotide messenger RNA. RefSeq names its product histocompatibility antigen 60b-like. The coding region runs from base 1 to 984 and encodes 327 amino acids. The transcript is spliced from 6 exons. Lineage: Eukaryota; Metazoa; Chordata; Mammalia; Rodentia; Muridae. The record is from RefSeq and is a predicted model, not a curated record.